ACUCGCUGCUGCUGGGCGCGCGCGUCGGCUCCCGGGCUUCGCUCCCCGCGCUCGGCUCCCCUCCGCGCCCUCCGCUCCCCGAUUACUUGCUGUUCGUGCAUCGCACGAUGACUCUGGAAGAGGUCCGCGGCCAGGAUACAGUUCCGGAGAGCACAGCCAGGAUGCAGGGCGCCGGGAAAGCGCUGCACGAGCUGCUGCUGUCGGCGCAGCGCCAGGGCUGUCUGACCGCUGGCGUCUACGAGUCCGCCAAAGUCCUCAACGUGGACCCUGACAACGUGACCUUUUGCGUGCUGGCCGCCGACGAGGAGGAUGAGGGCGACAUAGCCUUGCAGAUCCACUUCACGCUGAUCCAGGCGUUCUGCUGCGAGAACGACAUCGACAUCGUGCGCGUGGGGGACGUGCAGCGCCUGGCUGCCAUCGUCGGCGCCGGCGACGAGGCGGGCGCGCCGGGGGACCUGCAUUGCAUCCUCAUUUCGAACCCUAAUGAGGACACGUGGAAGGACCCUGCCCUGGAGAAACUCAGCUUGUUCUGCGAGGAGAGCCGCAGCUUCAACGACUGGGUGCCCAGCAUCACCCUUCCCGAGUGACAGCCCUGCGGGACGUUGGUCUGAUCGACUUGGUGACGCUCCAGCGCUCUGCUGGCUCUGGAGCGGCCCUCCGAGGGCGCUCGAGUGCGCAUGGAGACUGGCAGGCGGUGUUGCCUGGAAAGCGAGGAGCGCGGCCUCCCAAGAAGGGGGCCUGGAGGCGGCGGGGACCCCUUGUUCCGAGCUCAGGACUCUGCCAGGGUCCGGAGAGGCUGCUCGCGCAGGAAGGCCUAGGCCGGGACGGUGGCCGCAGGGCCGGGAAGAGCCGCCUGGCGAGGCAGGUGUGACUCAGCAGCCUUCCCGUGAAAGGAGGGGAAAGGCAGCGCAGGCGGCCUGGACUUGGACAGCUGCAGGGGCGGCCAGCUGCAGGAGCGAGCCGGACUUCAGCAGGCUGCACUGCUGUGUGGAAACGGAUCCCGGGCAAUGCUUUCAUUUUCCAAAGGACGCUAUCGUGGAAGCUUUGAAUUUCACAAUAAACUUAUUGAAACAAA
Molecule: messenger RNA, 1075 nt
Organism: Psammomys obesus (fat sand rat)
Lineage: Eukaryota; Metazoa; Chordata; Mammalia; Rodentia; Muridae
Gene: Gadd45g
Product: growth arrest and DNA damage inducible gamma
Exons: 4
Coding region: 108-587 (159 amino acids)
Biological process (GO): regulation of cell cycle
Cellular component (GO): cytoplasm; nucleus
Source: RefSeq, a predicted model, not a curated record